Staurois parvus is the source of this 318-nucleotide messenger RNA. NCBI's taxonomy places the organism in Eukaryota, Metazoa, Chordata, Amphibia, Anura, Ranidae. The record is from the annotation of a GenBank genome assembly.
CAGCACCCUAUGACAAAAUGGAACCCACCAGCAGUGUGAGGAGACCUGAAGUGGCACAUGGCAGAGUGUGGCGAUGGAGACAGCAGCAAUGGGAGGCCGUACAGGGACCCAUGACAGAUUACGGGCCUGCAGCAGCAUGAGCAGGCGGUACAGGGGCCCAUGACAGAUUACGGGCCUGGCAGCAGCAAUGGGAGGCCCGUAAUCUGCCAGCACCCUAUGACAAAAAUGGAACACACCAGCAGUGUGAGGAGACCUGAAAGUGGCACAUGGCAGAGUGUGGCGAUGGAGACAGCAGCAAUGGGAGGCCGUACAAGGGCC